Molecule: messenger RNA, 2758 nt
Organism: Leptinotarsa decemlineata (Colorado potato beetle)
Lineage: Eukaryota; Metazoa; Arthropoda; Insecta; Coleoptera; Chrysomelidae
Gene: Amph
Product: Amphiphysin
Cellular component (GO): plasma membrane; cytoplasm
Molecular function (GO): protein binding; phospholipid binding
Source: RefSeq, a predicted model, not a curated record
CGGAAAAUGUUACUUCUUCAACAGAAUUCUACUUCCACCUAUUGGCUUAUUGCUUUCACUGACUGACGGACGAGUGGAUGUAGUACAAAGAACACCUGUUUUACCUACAUUUUUAUGAGUUUUGAGUUCGACCACAGUGUGUACCCGUAAAAGUGGUCAAGGAGGAGCUCUGACAAAAUCUAAAAGUAACCAAAUAUCUAGUCGUCUCUGGUAGAGGGAGAGAGUAUUUUGCGGAGUGGUCAAGUCUCUACUUACAUCACGGGGUUUUUUAAAAAAUUGUGAGUGGUUGUUGUGACAAACUGGGAAAGUGAUAUAAACUAUGGCGGAAAGUAGGGGAAGUUUACUAGCCAAAUCAGUGCAGAAACAUGCAGGCAGGGCUAAAGAAAAGUUACUACAAAAUCUGGGGAAAGUUGAUCGGACGGCAGACGAAAUUUUCGACGAGCAUUUACAAAAUUUCACAAGACAACAGAAUGCAGCAAAUAGACUUCAAAAAGAAUUUAAUAAUUAUAUUAGGUGUAUAAGAGCGUGCCAGGCAGCUUCAAAAACUCUCCUAGAAGCUAUUGGGGAAAUAUACGAGAGCCAGUGGACCGGCCACGAUCUUGUCUACGUGCAAACACAGUCGGUAGAUAUGUUAUGGCAGGACUUCAGUCACAAAUUAGCGGACCAAGUUUUACUUCCAUUGAAUACGUACCAAGGACAGUUCCCAGAAAUGAGGAAAAAAAUUGACAAAAGAGGUCGUAAACUGGUCGACUACGACAGUCAACGACAUAGCUUCCAAGCCCUCCAGACGAACAUGAAAAAGAGAGACGAAGCUAAAAUCGCGAAAGGCAGAGAACAAUUAGAAGAAGCCAAAAGGACGUACGAAAUAUUGAAUUCGGAACUACACGACGAACUGCCGGCCCUUUAUGAUUCCAGAGUUCUUUUCCUCGUCACGAAUCUCCAAUCGCUUUUCAAUGCUGAGCUCACCUUCCACACGGAAACGUCUAAAGUAUUUGGUGAACUGGAGGCCAUCGUCGACAAAUUGGCGACUGACAGCCAAAGAGGUUCGUAUAGUAUUAAAAAAACGAAUGGAGCUAGUCUUCCACGUCCGACAAGUUUUCCCAAAGACUCUCCAGAGCUGAUAAUCAACAACACAUCCCCCAUCAACUCAUCCCCAAGAGCCGAAGAACCCGCAUCAUCUCCCAUCAAAAAAGAAUCCUCUCCAACGAAACCAGAUUAUUCCCCCCCUGUUACUCCUAAUAAGUCCGAUGAGAAUCUUGCCGUUCAAUUGCCCACCGAUCCCAUAACACUACCUUCUUCACCCAAACCAGAACUGAAUGGUACCACCACCCCAGACGGUAAAAAAUCCCCCUCCCCAGAGCCAGCAGCUACCGCUGACAAGCCAGCUACUAACAAUGCAGACAAUAAAAAAGUCGAGGAACUCUAUGAUAUCCCUGUGGGUGCAAGCACCGAGAAUCUGCCACCUGGAGUUCUCUAUAGAGUUAAAUCUACUUACAAGUACACGAGAGAAGAUGUUGAUGAACUGUCAUUUGAUGUUGGCGAAAUCAUUUCUGUUAUAGAAUAUGAUGAUCCAGAAGAACAGGAAGAGGGAUGGCUCAUGGGCAUGAAAGAAAAUGGCGACAAGGGGAUGUUUCCUGCAAAUUUCACCAGGCCCCUUUAAGGUGUAUAAUCAAAAAAUCCCUGAGAGUAAUUCUAUUAUAAUUAUUUGAAUGUCGGAUAUUUGGCGUGUUAUUUUUCACACGCUGUGUAUAAUGAACAAGUGCCUUAAUUCAUAUAUUUUUUAUAGUUUUUUUUUAAUGUUGGAUUUUUAUUUUAACAUCGAAUACCUAAUUAAUUAAUUGUUGUUUUUUGAUUCAUUGUUAUCUCUUUAUAGAAUCUAUAACUGUUUGAAUACUCAGUAAAAAUUCUAUGAAUGCUUGAAUUUUUUUGUUGGAUAAAAAUUGAGGUGUGAAAUUUCAGACCCCUAUUUUUUGUAAUCAAUAUUUUUCUGGCUUUGUAGCUAACCCAAUUGUUUCUUAUUAUUGAAAACACUCGGUCUUCCAUUAUUAAAAUUACUACAUUCGUUCAAUAUCCAACUAUUGAAUAUUAAAAGAAAUAUUAUAUAGUUUUCAAAAUCAUGUAACGACUGUUUUUCUUGUAUCAUAUUUAGAGCACGCUGAACAUAUUUGAAAUCGUCUAUCUUUUGACUUGCUUGAAAUUUGCUCAAAUAAAUUUGAACGUCGCAUAGUAAGCUGAAUCUAGUCAAAGAUAUGAUGAAGAUCUUCAUCAGGAGAUCAUUCCCAUUUUUUUCCGAAAAUUGUUCAUAGUACCGUGCCUUAUCUGAUUCUUGUUAUUUUGAUUAGUGGCAGAAUUGACUUUAGCAAAUAUAAUUUUCAUAUCGUGACAAUUUCAAAAUUUUUACCUAUUAUCUGUUGGAAAUACGUUCUGUCACUGAUAUUUGAAGUUGGGGUGCUCCCAUAGUAUUGUGGAUUUCACUGUUAAGAUUUCUGCAGCAUUUUCUACAUAUAAUGAAGUAGCAAUACCAAUUCUAUUUUUUAUUGUCGCAUUCAGAAAUUAUUAAAUUAAUGGGAAGAUCAAGAUCAACAUUCUAUGGCAGCACUCGAAUUGUAAACUGGCUAAGGAAUGUUAUUAUAUGUAUUCUGAUAUUGUGCGAUAGAUUUUAACUUAUUUUUAUUCUCUUUAAUUAUGUUGUAAUAUUUUAUUAACUUAUUAUGUAGUGUAUGUUUGAUUAAUUAUGAAAUAAAGUAUAAAUACUUCA